AUGCCCCGCCACACUCUGAAGCCUCUCUCUCGUCAAUUCCGGCCCACCCGCCCGGGUCUCGAUGGGCACGGCACGGAUCAGUCCAUGUGGGAGACUCUGGAUAGGGUACAAGUCUUAGGAGGAACGGAUGGUGGGGGGCAUACUGGAUGUGUAAACGCGCUCAGUUGGAGCGAAGAUGGUCAGACUUUGUUGUCGGGGUCGGAUGACAGGCGGCUAUGUAUAUGGCAACCGGAUGCCUCCCCUCUACCCAAUACCAUAUCUCCCCACCCCCUCAAGCUGUCCACGAUGAUCAAGACUGGCCACCGCAACAACAUCUUCUCUGCCAAAUUCUUGCCGCACGCAAAUACACCAACCAUUGUCAGCGUGGCUGGGGAUAGAGAUAUAAGAGUGUUUGAUGUGGAACGACUGGGGCGGAGUGAGGAGACUUCAGAGAAUGGGGAGAGCUGGGAUGUGCUGGAUGGGACUGGUGCUGGCGCGGCAGGUGUCCGUACCCUCCAGUGCCACAAGUCUCGCGUCAAGCGCAUCGCCACCGAAAAUUCGCCCUCCCUCUUCCUUACCGUCUCCGAAGACGGCACCGUCCGACAACACGAUCUCCGCCUCCCCCACUCUUGCUCUGCAGGAUUUUGCCCCGAAGUCUUGUUCAACGCGCCAAAAGGGGUGGAUCUGUAUAGCCUGAGCGUGAGCCCUGUGAUGCCUUGGAUGUUUACCGUCGCGGGGACUGCCGAGCAUGCUUUGGUGUGCGACCGUCGUAUGACUCCCUCCUCUUCAUCAUCCUCUUGGGGCCCGAAUACCAGAUCCGACGGUCAAGUCCACUGCGUCCGCCGACUCGGGCUUCCAAAUGAAGAAUGGGAGCGCGUCCUGCCAGGCCGUCGAAGAUUCGGAGGCGAUCGGCAUAUCAGUAGUGUCAGGAUGAGUGGAGAGCGAGGCGAUGAGGUCGCGGUAGCAUUCAUGAAACACUCAACCUCUCUCUUCUCAACGUACGAUUCUCCCUACUCGUCUUCCGCCAAAUCACCGAAUUCUUCUCCCAUACUAUCCCCGAAUGAGAACGCCAAGCGAACAAAGAACAAUGCGGACAAAUCUGUUCUCGGAAAACGACCCACAAGCUCUCGCUCCCUCUCUCCACCCCCACCUUCAGCCAACCCCGGAUCCUAUUCUCGCCCCGCUCCAGCAUCCACCACCAGAAACGAAGAACCCCUCUCAGCCGAGGAAAUACGCGACUUGCGUGUUUUGCCCUUGCCACCAGGCGAGCCCCAACCCGAAGAAGAAUUAGACAUGGAGCCAAUGUCGCCGGGGUUGCAGGAUUUCUAUGAAGGGGUGAUGGAGGAAGCUGCUAACAUGGCAGAGGAGCGUGAUCAGCGCAAUUAUGUCAGUGUGGACACUUUUGAUGAUAAUGGCAAUUUGAUCGGGGGUGAGGUAUUUUAUAGGGAGGGUGACGAGGAGUCAAGUAAUCCCAACCCCGAAUCCUCUUCUCGCCCCGCUCCAGCAUCCACCACCAGAAACGAAGAACCCCUCUCAGCCGAGGAAAUACGCGACUUGCGUGUUUUGCCCUUGCCACCAGGCGAGCCCCAACCCGACGAAGAAUUCGACAUGGAGCCAAUGUCGCCGGGGUUGCAGGAUUUCUAUGAAGGGGUGAUGGAGGAAGCUGCUAUCAUGGCAGAGGAGCGUGAUCAGCGCAAUUAUUUCAGUGUGGACACUUUUGAUGAUAAUGGCAAUUUGAUCGGGGGUGAGGUAUUUUAUAGGGAGGGUGACGAGGAGUCAAGUAAUCGUGAGCUUCUCAUCUACUCGCUAGCAAAAAAAACCAAACUGAUCAACCUUCCGAAAGCCAAUUCAUCCCACCUCCACAACCUCGCCGACGACUUUCUCCAACGCCCCGUCGCCGGCCCAGGCCACGACGACUCGGACGAAGACGACUAUUCAUCCCUCGACGACGAUGACGAUUUCGACAUGUUUGACGAAGACGCCUAUUUCGACGCUGAUGAAGAAGACGAAGACUUUUUUGGAUCGCCCAUUUUUGGCUUCCCCUUUGGCGCGCAUGCGAGUACGGCGGCGAAAGACAAGUAUGAUUCUGUUGAUGUCGUGCAUCCUGUGAGGUCGUUCUUUGGGGCGUUGAACACUGAAACUGUCAAGGACUGCAACUUUUUGGGAGUGAGGAGUGACAAGAUCGCGUCCGGCUCGGAUGAUGGGCAUUUCAUGGUCUGGGACAAAGACACCGGCAGACUGGAAGGUGUCUGGGAAGGCGACGGCGCCAUCGUCAACAUGAUCGAACAACACCCCACCCUCCCCCUCAUCGCCUCCUCCGGCAUAGACUCCACCAUCAAACUCUUCUCUCCCCUCCAUCACCGCCCUCAUCCGCAGCCUUCGUUCAACAGGUCGAAUAGAGGGGAUGAGAUUGUGGAGCGAAAUAGUAGGGUGCCGAGGUUCGUUUCGGGAGGAGGGGCGGGGGAUGAUUUGUUUGCUAUGUUGUUGAGUAGGGGGAUUGUGGUGGAGUGA
This is a messenger RNA of Cryptococcus wingfieldii CBS 7118, 2490 nucleotides long. RefSeq lists its product as hypothetical. Gene Ontology annotation, cellular component: cytoplasm; Cul4-RING E3 ubiquitin ligase complex. NCBI's taxonomy places the organism in Eukaryota, Fungi, Basidiomycota, Tremellomycetes, Tremellales, Cryptococcaceae. Gene Ontology annotation, biological process: negative regulation of fatty acid biosynthetic process. The transcript is spliced from 9 exons. The record is from RefSeq and is a predicted model, not a curated record. Gene Ontology annotation, molecular function: protein binding. The coding region runs from base 1 to 2490 and encodes 829 amino acids.